This is a messenger RNA of Chondrus crispus (carragheen), 4830 nucleotides long. RefSeq lists its product as hypothetical. NCBI's taxonomy places the organism in Eukaryota, Rhodophyta, Florideophyceae, Gigartinales, Gigartinaceae. The record is from RefSeq and is a predicted model, not a curated record. Gene Ontology annotation, cellular component: transcription factor TFIID complex. Gene Ontology annotation, biological process: transcription by RNA polymerase II; RNA polymerase II preinitiation complex assembly. The transcript has a single exon. Gene Ontology annotation, molecular function: RNA polymerase II general transcription initiation factor binding; TBP-class protein binding; histone acetyltransferase activity. Bases 1 to 4830 code for a protein of 1609 amino acids.
AUGGCCAACCGCGAGGGCACUGCCGGCGGUACAGGUUUCCUCUUCGGUAACAUCGACCGCCGCGGCCGCCUCGAUGAGGACUACAUGGACGAUGACGCCAAGGAUACUAUCGACAACGUCGGAUCCAAGGUCGUCGACAAGGACCGCGACUUGCGCGAGAUUACAGAGGCACUCCCGCAGCAGAAGCGCUCGGACUAUAGCGAUGAUGAGGACUACGAUGACGAUCCGCCCAAGCCAACGCCAGGUGCAGCGCAGCGCGUUGACUACUUUGACGAGGACGACCUCAUUGAAGAUGAGCUCGAUGAGGAACAGCGUAAAGACAUGGCCGCGCUCGCCUUGCGGAAAGCAACCCAACCGGCGGCAGGUGCAUCAGCGAAUGACGAUGACGACGAGAAUUACGACGAUGACGACGAGCAGGCACCCAAGUCUGUGUCCGCGUCCAAACCUGUUGGAACAUCGUCCCUUUCCGUCAAAGCACAGCCUUCCAAGCCGCUAGCCCUCAGCGCCGAGGCGAAGCCUGCCGCGUCUCCUGCCUCACAGGCAGAUGACAAGCUAGCUGCGGAGCAGCGCCGCCUCAUGGAACAGGCUCGCGUGACAGCCGCGAAGGCCUCCGCCGCGCCUGUACCCGCGGUCGAGCUGGCAGAAGACGGGGAGGAGCUAAACCCUGUCCAUUUCACAAAGCUCUUCAUGAGGCCGGCUCCGGUUUUGCGUUAUGUGCCGCGCCGCCGCCGCUUUGGACUUGUGCCGCACACUCAGAACCAUGAACCCCCUGUGGAAAACGAUGACGCGGACGCCCUAGAUGAGGAGCAUCCGCCGGAUGAUGCGGACCCUGCCGGCAUUGUUAUUGCGUUGGAUGCCGAGAAUGCUGCUAAGAGGAGCCAAUUGAUGGGACAAGUGGACAGCAGGCCCAAGUUGCGACUCUGGAAAGACGAAGACGGUGAUGUGGAUUCCGACACCUACGAGGGCGCCGCUGAACCUUUAGAGGCCUCAGAUGUAACUAACGACAGCAUGGACGUGGUGCCAGAUAUCGACGACGUCAAGUCCGAUUUACCUCUUGUUCAGCAAAUGGAUUGGGAAAAGGAGAUACAGUGGCAGGAUGGCGAUGAUUCUGACGAUAACGACGAUGAGUGGUAUUUAGCGGCAGCGAACGACGCGAGCGCGAACGACGUCAAAAAUGGCAGCGUAAAUCUUUCAGCUGAUAAUGCAAAGCAAGAAGAAGACGACGAUGAUGAUGAUGAAGACGAGUUCGAAGACCCCGUAUUCAUGAAUGUUGACGAAACAGCUAAGGAGGAAGAGAAAGACAAAAGAAAGGACUCCGACUCCGAGGACGACAUGGAAUGGGAAGACGGGCAAGCGUCAGCCAAUAAAGAGAAGGAUGUGAAGUCAAAAUCCAAUACUAUCCCUCAACAGCAGCCGCCGACUACGCCAAAAACAAAUGGCAUCGCACCUCUGAAGAAAGUUAAAGCGCCCACUGCACCUGUAAAAGACGCGCCACUAGAAAAAGAAACAUCUGAUAAGGAUGCUGGAAAAAUCGGAACUGUUGCAGUGAGACAUGUAAAACCAGAAAUCGAAAAUCUUGUUCUUGCGCCGAACAAAGAAUUGGAGAGAGGAAGUUGGUUGGACGAUGUCUUGUGGGAUUCACACAGCGAAGAGGAGAAAGAAAAUGGGUUUAAUCCCUUUUCAGGUCGAAACGGGAAGUUUUCGACCUUGGCGAGAUUCAGUCGUCUUAUCCUAGACCCGAAUGACCCCAACAUGGUAUUCGACUAUCCAUCCACUGCAUCAACUGAAAGAGGCUUGCAAUCAUCCAAACCAACGGACGUUGUUCACGCACAGCUAACAAAAGCCAAAAUGAACGAGUUGAUAAAUUCGUCUGGCACUCAAGUCGCCAAACUUCUCGAAUCUGAUCGCUUCAAUAUUUCGAAUGAUACCUACUACGCAAGUGGGACCUCUAAUUUCUUGAAAGUUGAUCUCCGCUCUAGCCUGCGCGGAUUAGAGAAUGCUCCCCCAGCCGUGAAGUCUUUGACAACGAAGACGGUUUACACUGACGCCGAACUGUUGUCUUUUCGCCGGCCGGUAUUGACUGCAGACAGAUUACCCCGAGACACUGUGAUAACACCAUUUCGCCGAAGACGUCCGAAAGGAGGGCACGCUCAAAUUGCAGGACAAAAACCGAAGAAGAAGUCUGAGCUCUAUUGUUCCGAAAAAGAUGCCUAUCGGGUGUCUCUCUAUGAAUACGCUCUGGAAAGGCUUCCAUGCAUACUUCCUAUACCAGGCAUGGCGUCUCGCAUCGUCACAUAUGCUCGAAAGGAUUCUGCCGCAGCUGCUGCUCAAGCGUCAAAAAACGCAGCUGGGACUCCGGAAGCUGAUACAGUCUUCAUGGCUCCGGACGAACCCCCUCCUCUGCAUGCCGGGGAUUUGGAAGCGAACGGUAAACCUUUGUCUGUGGUUGAGUCUCACGUCUUCGCUGCCGCAUGUGUUCGCCAAACUGCCAAAACAACAGACUUUUUGCUCGUGCGAAACGGUGGCAAGAUGUAUGUUCGGGAGAUAGAUUCGGUUGUCGCCCUAGGGGUCACAGAGCCAAAAGUUGAUGUGAUGGCACCAAAUGGUGAGCGUUGUAAAAGAUAUGGAAGGGAGCGGGCUCUGUUAUGGGCGCUCAGAGAGUUUAUGAAGAAGAAAAAGGAAAUCGCGAGGCAGCACAGGUCGGAAAGACGAGGGAGGGACGACGAGAAUUCAGUACCGUCGGAGAAGCCCUACAUUGAGAAGGAUGCGAUUGUACAAGAGUUUAGAGACUGUCGAACACAUCCUGAGGCUUGGCUGUAUAAAGUUAUCAGAGAGUUUGCACGGUAUCAAAAUGGGAAAUACGUUAUUGAAGAUGAGCCGGCGAAAAGUCUUGCGAAGAGAGAGGCUGAAGUGCUACGAACUGUGAAUCCUCAAGAAACAGCUGCAUUUGAAGCUAUGGAAGCUGGUUGGGAGAGUCUUUCGAAUACUGGGAUUCAGAUUUUUACGCAUCCUUCCAACCAAGGAAACAUCAUCGCAGCCGCUGAAAGAUCUGGGCUUGAAGCAGGCCCAGCUGUGGCAGCAUUUAUCAAAAGCCGUUUGUUGAAGUCUCCAUGGUUUAAGUCUCAGAAUAUUACAUCAGCCCAAAAGCAGCAGAGAAAGGAACUCUUGCAGGUACUCUCCCUCGCAAGAAUUGUAAAUGAGCUCCAAGACGGAGGAACGGUUAUGGAGUCAAGGCUUAUGUCACUAACCGGAGCAGAAAUGAACAACGUCUUAACGAAUCAAUUUCGAUUGAACUCGAAGAAAAUCCCUGCUGACGUGGAAGAAAGGAGAGCGAUGGUUCGAGAAAUGGCGCAGCGAAAAGGAAAGGGCAAUUCUCAUGAUAUGUCCGACUAUGCUAAGCUCAUUCGGAACGUUAUGAAGAAGCACCGCGUUGCUGGGUUGGGAAAGAGUGCCGCAAACGUUCCGCAAGGGAUGUCCACUACAACAGGAAUUUUCCUGGCGCUUCCUUUAGACAAACAGCGCCAAGCUUUAGAAGAUGGAGACGUUUCCGAGCUUCCAACUGAAGAUCAAGACUUUGCAGGAGACCCAGACAUGGCAGCCGCUCUUGCUGCCACUGGCGAAGACGCUUUUGGAAAGCGACCCGUCUCGAAAGAAAAAGAUGUGAAAGGUUUGCUCGCUAAGAAGAACGCGAAGAAGCCUCCCAAACCGCCGCGCAAGGUUGCGCCACCAAAACCCUCAAUCCCACACUCGGUUGUCGAUCGGGGAGACAAGCCUGACCAAAGGAAAGGAAUAGGUUCUUUUUCGGCAAAGCCUUCAACAGACGAGAGAGGGCCAGACGAGGAGCAAAAAAAGGUGAAAAAGAAAAUCAGACGGCUGAAAGUCACACGCAAAGAGGUUGCCGAAGAUGGAACCGUUUCGUAUGUCCAGGAUAUAAUAACCGACCCCGUGGAGAUAGCGCAGAUGCUGCUGAAAAAGAAGAACGUUAAGAAAAAGACGGGGGACCGCCCAGGAAUGUCCAGUGGGAAAGCUAAAGUGGCUAUAGACCUGAAAAUGCUGCAGCAAGGAUCGAAAGGAAUUUCCAAAAAGAAAAGUUCUAACCGACCUGAGAAGAAAAAAAAGAAAAAUCCGUCGAAGCCAAGUGGUUCGGCUGAUCCUGGUGAAGAAGGAAGGGGACCCGAGAAGGGGAUGAUUGGUAAGAUUAAGAUCAGCACAAAACAGCUUCGCAAGGACAAGGAAGAAGCUUCAUUGAAGAGAAAGCGAUCCCAGUAUGGAGACGACGUGGAAUAUCGGGCAAAGAAAACGGCCAAGACUUCUCGUCGGAAACGGAACGGGACUGUGCAGCUGAACAAUAUUCUUGAGAAAGUUGAAAAGAAUAUCCGCGAGACGGAAGGCUAUGUCGCAAGUCAAACGCCAUUCCUUAAGAUUGCGCGCCUGAAGGAUGGUGAGUCCCCUCCUCCGGGAGCUAUCGCCAAUAACUUGGCUGCGCCUAAAAACACGGGCCUUGACUUUACUGCACCCGUUGACACAAAGCUUGUGCCAACGUACAAGCAAAUUAUUAAGAAGCCGAUGUACCUAAACUUGAUCAAGCAAAAAUGCAAGCGAGUGGCGUAUCGCUCUGCUGCGGAAUUCAUCGGGGACAUGGAGCUACUCGUGAAGAACGCUAGUGAUUUUAACAAAACCCCUGAUGUGGCCUGGGUUGUGCAACAUGCGGAAUUGUUGUUAGAAGUUGCGAGAGAGCAGAUUUCAAGGAGAGCCGAUGACAUCCGGUCGGCAGAGGAAAUGAUCAGGAAUGAGAAGGCCGAAGCGAAAGCCAAACAGAGCGCCACCUAG